AUGGUGCGUCAUAAGGGGAUAGUGAAAUUCGGUUAUGCUCGCCAAUUUAUGGCUGGGUGUGAAAAUUACCUGAUUGCCCCUACAGCGUGGUAUUAUGUCAGGUCACUGGGCCAGAAUGAGGUAUUACAGUACAACUGAUACAAUUUUUACCGUUCUUUUUGUGCAUUCAAUAUUUAUAGUGCACAGUGCAAUUUUGUAUGACACAUUUUUCGCGUCAAUUCCAAGCAGCAAUGACCAUACAGGAGCUGAUUCAAAGAGGCAGUUCAUAUGAAGCUGGGCUGACCCGGUUAACUAGGAUAAAGCUCUCGACUUUGGUAAACAUGAUAAACAUCCAAAAUGACAUUAGUUUAAAGUAACAGUAAAAAGUUCACUUAAACGAUCUUUUAUGGAAAAUAAGUUUCGUAAUACGAUUCAUCCUGGUCCAGUUCACAGGCCCAAAAUUACUGGUUGAAGUCACAUUUUCCCACCUUUGUUAAUGAUUGAGCGGCACAUAAAAAAUGGAAUUACGCAACUAAUCACUAAUGUGUCUUGUCAAACAAUAAGCUUAAAACAGAAAUGACAACAUUUCAGUAUCAACAAUAUUUAAUUUUAUCCCAUUUAAAAAGACCUUGGUCCGAUAUUUCUUUGCAUAAAGACCUCGCGCUCGGUUAAUAAGAAGUUAAUACUAUAGAGGAGGGAAAUUGUUUGAAAACGGAGGGCUUGGUGUCUUCGUGUGAACACAAACGUGUUUUUGUACCGCUUGCAAACCAAGCAUCUCAAGGUCUUAAAACAAUAAAGCCGAAUGUUUUUCGUCCAAAUUUCACUGCUCUAUUUGAAUUAAAUAUUUUGGGUUUACAUGAGUGCUAAUUUAAUUUGUAAACAAACUGUAACGACGUAGUGUGAAUACACGUAAAUUCUUCCCGACAAUUUUUCUUUUUAAGCUGUUCCUUGCUUUCGUGUUAUCUUCGUUCAAUGUUUCUGCAGUAAUUGGCGGUCCGUUAUUUGGUCGUAUUGUUGACCGGAUUGGACAUCCACGCCUUGUUUUUCUUUUCACUUGUUGGUUGAAAGUUGUCUCAUACAUACUUUACAGCAUUAACAUCUCAGCAUUUUUCCCUUUGAUUGGCAGACUGAUCAGCGGACUGGGUUCCGGGGGCGGUGUUGCAAUUAUUCUUGGUCAGAUAGCCGUACAAACCGAAGUGGAAGACCGUAAAACAAUAUUUGUAUUGCUCGAAGCUGUAUUUUGCGUAGGGGCUACCUUUGGUCCCGGCGUUGGAAGCUUUAUUGCAUUUGAUGUUACAAUUUGGGGAUGGCAUAUCAAUCAAGGAAACUCCCCGGGGAUUGUAUUAACCAUAGUAUGGAGUAUUUUCUUGAUUGUGACAGUAUUAUUACCUAAGGACUUCUGGGUUGAAAUUGUGAGCGACGAUGAAGGAAGAAUUACCGAUAAUCGAACUUUCAUCCAAGAUGAUCCUAAAGGUGACCGAAGAUUGACCGAAGUCCACCCGAAAGACGACCGAAGUUUGGCCGAGUACGAUCUGAAUGUCGAUCGUUACUUGACCAAAGAGGAUGCUAUCGCCGACCGAACUGUUGCCGAUAAUGAUGACGAAAGCAAAGCAAAGAUUGAAUGGAACUCGCGGAUUUUAUGUCUGCUUUACCUUACAAUUGCAGACGAAAUUUUCUCGAGUACUGCGACAUUCUAUGUUCCCGUUCUGGCAUUGAACCAUUUUCAUCUUGAACUAAUCCACGUUAAAUUACUCUUCCUGAACUGUACCCUGUUCAGUUUGCUUCUUUUCAUUCUAUUCUCGCUCGCCUCGGACUAUUUUGAUGAACGCAAAAUAUUCCUGGUUGCUUUGUCGAUGCAAAUUGCAGCCAUCGUGGUGCUAACAUCGAUUGGAUUUACCUGGGAUUACAUCACAAGUGCUCAAAACUACAUAUUAUUGCUGUAUAUAUGCCUUGGCAUGCCUUACUUCGCUUAUCCGCUCAGUAAUUCCAUUCUGUCGAAGAUCACUGACGCGCGCAACGCGUCGUUCUAUCAAGGCGUGUCAUACGCAGCAUUGCAAUCGGGGAUCCUGAUCGGCCGUGUCGCUGUCAGUUUCGUGAACACAAAAGAACGUUUGAUAAUUUAUUGUGUUGUGUUAAUGUUGCUCUGGUUGCUUGGCUUGAUAUGGUUUGCUGUACAUUACAAGCAAUUUGUUGCAAGCGAAGAAAAACAUCAAUAG
Messenger RNA from Paramuricea clavata, 2195 nucleotides. The record is from the annotation of a GenBank genome assembly. Lineage: Eukaryota; Metazoa; Cnidaria; Anthozoa; Malacalcyonacea; Plexauridae.